Molecule: messenger RNA, 907 nt
Organism: Pogonomyrmex barbatus (red harvester ant)
Lineage: Eukaryota; Metazoa; Arthropoda; Insecta; Hymenoptera; Formicidae
Gene: EMC4
Product: ER membrane protein complex subunit 4
Source: RefSeq, a predicted model, not a curated record
CAUUCGCGUCAUCGCGCGUCGUCCAUAGUCAUUCCAUCGAAAAAACGAGAGAAAUCGAAUACACAUUACAAGAGUAAUCCUGAUGACGAUGACAGCGAGCUCGAAGCAGGGUACCAAGCGGUCGAAGUGGGCCUUAGACUUCGCACACAAAACGAAACAGGAUAAGAGUGUGGAGAUACCGUCUCCACCAGGGUACACACCCACCGGUGCCCUCUUUCACAAUGUGGAGUACAUGCGAGAGUCGGACUCCAAUCAUCUGAUAAUAAAGAAGUCCUGGGACUUGGCGUUGGGCCCCCUCAAGCAAGUGCCCAUGAAUCUAUUCAUUCUAUAUAUGGCCGGUAGUUCUGUUUCAAUAUUUCCUAUCAUGAUGGUCGGUAUGCUCAUCAUCAAGCCGGUCAAGGCGCUAUUCACUCUCCAGCAAACAUUCAAAGUGAUCGAAGGUACACACGCGUGCGGACAAAAGUUCGUGUACUUCCUAGGACAAUUAGUGAAUAUCGCGUUAGCUCUGUACAAGUGUCAGUCGAUGGGUCUAUUGCCGACGCACGCGUCCGACUGGCUGGCAUUCGUUGAACCCCAGAUGAGGGUGGAAUACUCCGGAGGGGGUUUCAUAUACAUUUGAUGCAAAUCAGUCAGGCGGUAUUAAACUGAAGUACUCGCUGGUAUAGUUUCGCUGGUUCGUCUACUCGUGGCACCUGUGGGGAAAACAUCAGUUUCAAAAAGUACUAAUCGCACUACAAGUCUCAUAUGACACAUGUUGCCUGAUGUGAUUUUUAGUUUGAAGCGAUCCAAACAGAAACAGCAAAUGCAAUAUAAUGGAAUAAAAUUUAAAUGUCAUUGUUUACAUGAAGGAAAAGGUCAAUAACUUAUGUAUAUUUUAUCGUAUAUAAAUCAGAGUUAUUACGAAUAA